Engraulis encrasicolus (European anchovy) is the source of this 1617-nucleotide messenger RNA. It is a transcript of the gene lrit2, whose product is annotated as leucine-rich repeat, immunoglobulin-like and transmembrane domains 2. Gene Ontology annotation, molecular function: protein binding. The coding region runs from base 88 to 1617 and encodes 509 amino acids. The transcript has 3 exons. Lineage: Eukaryota; Metazoa; Chordata; Actinopteri; Clupeiformes; Engraulidae. The record is from RefSeq and is a predicted model, not a curated record.
AUACUUUCGCAAUUCUGCCAUAUCAACUCACAGUGUUUAAGUGGAUGUACGUGUACAACUGAGCGUCAUGGUAGGUCACUUACAUGCAUGGAGAACGCUCUAGAGGAAAUACCUGGAAAAAUUCCCGAGGACUUCACAAAGAUUCGGAUUGAAAAAGCUCACUUUACAGAAAUCCCUGGGAGAUCCUUAGUAAGGUUUCGGGCGUUGGAACACCUGUGGUUGAAUUUCAACGAGAUCAAUAUUAUCCACCCCACUAGCUGGGAUGGAUUAGGCAAUUUGACCGAAUUGAGGUUGCAAGGGAACAAGCUCCGGUCAGUACCAUGGACAGCGUUUGAGAACACGCCACUUUUGAAAAUUUUAGAUUUGAAACACAAUCUUAUAGAUGCUCUUCCAGAGCAGGCUUUGAAACAUUUAGCAAGUCUGACCUACUUAGACUUGUCCUUCAAUAAGCUUACGGUCAUAUCUAAAGAUGUCUUCUUAAAUUGGCCGUUGCACCACAAAAUGGAGAACGGAGAGCAAGUGCCGAAUGUUGUCCUGGCAUUUCACGACAACCCAUUCGAAUGUGACUGUCGCCUGAAGGGGUUUGUGGACUUCAUAAGAUCCGUCAGUGCGCCUAUCAUCCUGAUGAACUCUUACUUGUCCUGCGCCAGCCCGCAUGUGCGCGCAGGCAAAUUCUUCCAUGAGUUUGAUCUGAAGACCUGCAUGAAGCCAGUGGUUACAACAUCUGUCGCCAACAUCACUAUCCCAGCUGGCGGGGGUGUUCCUCUCACAUGUGUAGUUAAAGCUCGACCAGAACCAACUGUUUGGUGGACAUAUGGUCUGAAGAUCAUAAGAGGAUUUAAUGAAUCCUUCGCCCGAGUGGACGAAGACACGGUGAGGUCCCAACUAACGAUUCCAUCUCUGCAAGCAACUGACCAAGGCAUGUAUACAUGCACAGCCAACAAUUUCCUGGGGAACUCCUCGGUUAGCAUACGGCUGGAUGUCAAGACGCCUGAAAACUCCUCAGACCUCUCCCCUGACUCAACAGUUAACCAGAACGUGUACAUCGAUAUCCGCAUUGCCAAACAAACCGUGUACGGCAUCACUAUCGAAUGGUAUGCGGUGUUGGAGAACCCUGCUGAGACCUGGUUCACCAUCCACUUUGGCCAAUUCGAUGCUGCUAAAAAGGAGAUGAUUUAUAUCGGCCCUGGCAUCAACAGCUACUCAGUGUCAGACCUGAUGCCGGCCACCAAAUAUGAGAUUUGUGUCACUCUGAAGAACCAGAUUCCCAGGUCAGGUCAGUGCAUUGUGUUUGUGACGGGAAAUGACAUCUCCGAGAUGGAACAGAGGGAAAAGCUCAUUCACAUCAUUGUGAUUGUCCUGGCCAUGGUUCUGGCAGUUCCAGCAGGAAUGUACGCCUGCACCACAGACAUCAAAUUCAACUGUUUCCAGCGCUGCACAGACAGAGUCAGGAGGUUAAGAUGGCAGUCAUCAGAGAUGGACAAGUUCAGUGAUGGGCCGAAUUCAUUCGACAGCCUACAGGCAGCCAGUGACGAGGGUCUAUGCAAAGAGACAGCAGAGGACAGGAAAGCUCGCAGGAGGUCCGAUGCAAAAGGCCCCACGGCUGAGGACUAUUAG